AUGCCUUCUCAGACUCGUCCUUCACCUGCGGCCUCGUCGUCGAAUAUUCAGGCUGCUAACCCUCAUCCUCCUGUUACUGGCGUCCCUUGCGAGCAACCCAAUGCCACUAUCGCUACGUUGGUCUUUCGAGAUGGCACCUCUUAUCAGGGUAUCUCCUUUGGUGCUGAGACCAAGAGCAUUGCCGGCGAGUGUGUCUUCCAGACAG
Lobosporangium transversale is the source of this 205-nucleotide messenger RNA. RefSeq lists its product as hypothetical. The annotation marks the transcript as partial. Lineage: Eukaryota; Fungi; Mortierellomycota; Mortierellomycetes; Mortierellales; Mortierellaceae. The transcript has a single exon. The record is from RefSeq and is a predicted model, not a curated record.